UCUUCCAAUAACCUUCACCCCUUCUCCAAUUUUCUCCAUGGAAACCAAGUUGGGAUCGGUUGACGUGCCGAUGAUGCCGGCAAACGGUGCAGUUGGGAGCAUUCCUACGGCAUCCUGUCACACCGUGAUACCGCCUUCACCGGCAGGGGAAGCCACCCUCGGCCGCCAUCUUGCCCGUCGGCUCGUCCAAAUCGGCAUCCGCGACAUCUUCUCCGUCCCCGGGGACUUCAAUCUCACGCUUCUCGACCAUCUGAUUGCCGAGCCCGGCCUCACCAAUAUCGGAUGCUGCAACGAGCUUAAUGCAGGGUACGCCGCCGACGGCUACGCCCGCGUGAAAGGCGUCGGUGCAUGCGCCGUCACCUUCACCGUUGGCGGCCUCAGCAUUCUCAACGCCAUCGCCGGAGCCUAUAGCGAGAAUCUCCCCGUCAUCUGCAUCGUGGGCGGUCCGAACACAAAUGACUAUGGUACUAACCGAAUUCUUCAUCACACCAUCGGACUCCCUGAUUUCUCCCAGGAGCUUCGGUGUUUUCAGACCGUAACCUGCUUUCAGGCGGUGGUGAAUAAUUUGGAGGACGCGCACGAUCUGAUCGACACCGCCGUCUCGACUGCUCUCAAGGAAAGCAAGCCAGUUUAUAUUAGCAUCGCGUGCAAUCUUCCAGCCAUUCCCCAUCCAACCUUCUGCCGCGAGCCAGUCCCUUUUUUCCUUACUCCUAGACUGAGCAAUCGAAUGGGCCUGGAGUGCGCGGUGGAGGCGACCGCAGACUUCUUAAACAAGGCGGUGAAACCAGUGCUGGUGGGCGGCCCAAAACUGCGGGUGGCUAAGGCCGGAAAAGCCUUCGUCGAACUCGCCGAAAAAUGUGGCUAUCCCGUCGCCGUGAUGCCUUCUGCCAAGGGUCUUGUUCCCGAGCACCUCCCCAGGUUCAUCGGCACCUACUGGGGCGCCGUGAGCACCACCUUCUGCGCCGAAAUUGUCGAGUCCGCCGACGCCUAUCUCUUCGUCGGACCAAUCUUCAACGACUACAGCUCCGUCGGCUACUCACUCCUCCUCAAGAAGGAGAAGGCCAUAAUCGUCCAGCCAGACCGUGUUGUGGUCGCCAAUGGCCCCACUUUCGGCUGCAUCCUCAUGAAGGAUUUCCUUCUGGCGCUAUCCAAGAGGCUGACGCGAAACACAACCGCUUACGAGAAUUACAGCCGCAUCUUUGUGCCGAAUGGGCAUCUUCUGGAAUGCCAUCCCAGGGAACCUCUGCGUGUAAAUGUGCUGUUCAAUCACAUACAGAAGCUGCUUUCGGGAAACACUGCGGUAAUCGCGGAGACAGGGGACUCCUGGUUCAACUGCCAGAAGCUCAAGUUGCCGGAAGGUUGCGGCUAUGAGUUUCAAAUGCAGUACGGUUCCAUUGGCUGGUCCGUUGGAGCAACGCUUGGCUACGCUCAGGCUGCCAAGGACAAGCGUGUCAUCGCCUUCAUUGGUGAUGGGAGCUUUCAGGUGACAGCGCAGGACGUGUCAACGAUGAUUAGGUGCGGGCAGAACAGCAUCAUCUUCCUCAUCAACAAUGGAGGCUACACCAUAGAGGUAGAAAUCCACGAUGGCCCUUACAAUGUGAUAAAAAAUUGGAACUAUACUGCAUUGGUGGAUGCUAUCCAUAACGGGGAGGGGAAAUGCUGGACUACAAAGGUGUUCUGCGAGGAGAAGCUUGUUGAGGCGAUUGAAACUGCUACCAAAGAAAAGGAGGACUGCUUAUGCUUUAUUGAGGUUAUCGUGCAUAAGGAUGACACCAGUAAGGAGCUUUUGGAGUGGGGUUCAAGGGUUUCCGCAGCAAACGGCAGGCCGCCAAAUCCACAGUAAAUGCAGACUUGUUUGGGGUGUAGUCUUAUGUGAUUCCUAUAUUUUAUAUUAUAUUAGUCAUUUAAAUUCAUUUUUAUUGAUAUUAUUAAAUAUCAAUAUGGAAUAACUGUCAAUCAAUUGCUUAAAUUUUUAGGAGUGAUUUUCAUCUAAGUAUCUCCCUAAGUUGAGGAACCUUUAGUUUUUUAAAUUUGGCUAGUCUCUGUUUUCUUUUCAUCUCUUUUAUUGUAAGUUCAUCUAUUGCUGUAAUAGAUGUGCUGGACAUGGGAGUUCUGUUUUCUGAAACAUAUGUUUUGAUUA
Molecule: messenger RNA, 2140 nt
Organism: Phalaenopsis equestris
Lineage: Eukaryota; Viridiplantae; Streptophyta; Magnoliopsida; Asparagales; Orchidaceae
Product: pyruvate decarboxylase 1-like
Exons: 4
Coding region: 38-1843 (601 amino acids)
Molecular function (GO): magnesium ion binding; carboxy-lyase activity; thiamine pyrophosphate binding
Source: RefSeq, a predicted model, not a curated record